Molecule: messenger RNA, 714 nt
Organism: Scheffersomyces stipitis CBS 6054
Lineage: Eukaryota; Fungi; Ascomycota; Pichiomycetes; Serinales; Debaryomycetaceae
Gene: LEA1
Product: U2 snRNP complex subunit
Exons: 2
Coding region: 1-714 (237 amino acids)
Biological process (GO): mRNA splicing, via spliceosome
Cellular component (GO): U2 snRNP
Molecular function (GO): U2 snRNA binding
Source: RefSeq, a predicted model, not a curated record
AUGAGAUUAACGCCCCAAACAAUAAACAACGCGAGUAUAGUGCUAAACCCAGAAGGAAAACUAACCCUCCAGCUCAGAAACCUCUCCAUCCCAUACUUGGAGAACCUCGGCAUAACCCAGAACAAGUUUGCCGUAAUAGACUUGACCAACAAUGACAUCACAGAAUUAGCCAACAUUCCGGCAAACUUGUCCAAUCUUGAAGUGUUGCUUCUAGGAGGUAAUCGCAUCUCGUACGUGGAUGAAGAAACAUUUCUGGAUGAAAAUGGCAUCAAGUCACUUUCGUUGAUCAACAAUAGCAUCACCAAAUUCCAGGCUUGUUUCAGAAAUAAGUUUAGAUGUUUGGAAAAUCUCGUUCUCAUUGGCAAUCCCAUUGUGAAUCACAAGCAUUACCGAUAUUUCAUUAUCUGGUUGGUGCCUACGUUGAAGGUACUAGAUUUCAAGAAAGUCAAGGAUGGCGAACGACAAGAAGCUGAAAAGCUAUUUGGUGUAGACAAGGAGGACUUCAACGAACUUGCGCUCUCAUAUCUCCAUCAAGGAGCUCAAUCAAAAACUGAAGAAAAUGGUGUCUCCACUUCAGACGAUAGGAACCUUAGCCAGAUAGGCAGAAAGUUGACUCCGGAAGAAAGAGUAGAAUUGAUGAAAAAACUCGAGUCGGCUACGAAUCUUGACGAAAUCGAUGAGAUAGAGCACAAGUUGAAAACGGGCAUGGUGUAA